This is a messenger RNA of Tetrapisispora phaffii CBS 4417, 6513 nucleotides long. RefSeq names its product ATP-dependent RNA helicase BRR2 (gene BRR2). Gene Ontology annotation, molecular function: nucleic acid binding; ATP binding. The record is from RefSeq and is a predicted model, not a curated record. Gene Ontology annotation, cellular component: nucleus. The transcript has a single exon. Lineage: Eukaryota; Fungi; Ascomycota; Saccharomycetes; Saccharomycetales; Saccharomycetaceae. The coding region runs from base 1 to 6513 and encodes 2170 amino acids.
AUGGAGUCAGAAAGAGAAAUGGAUAGAAAACGAAUUAAAGAAAUAUAUAGAAGCGAUGAGAUGUCAAAUUUGGUUUUAACUUCAAAUAAACAGUCGAAAAGUGGAGAGAAGAAUAAUAUAAAAGAAGCAGAAGCAUCGCAGCCGAAAUCUGUGGCCGGUGUAAUCUCCAAAAAUGAUAUGGGAUCUGCUAUGAAACAUGAUCUGGAAACUUCAUCACUAAAAGACGAAUUAUCAUUAAAUAUCCAAACUUAUCCUGGGGAUGCUGCAAAUAAAAAAGAGGAUCUACAACCAAAAAAUACUAGUAACAGAUAUGGUAAUACUUUAUUGGAUCUCGAUGAACUAACAGAAAUCAAAUACCAUCCAACAAAUGACACAACUUUCUUGAUAUAUGAAGAAAUUCUACAGUGGGUCAUCUCGAUUAUUGGGAAUGAUAUACCGCAUCAAGUUAUAAUAGAAACUACAGAUUUAUUAAUAUCAUUAUUUAAAGAAGAUGAGGAGAACACACAUGACACUCAAAUGAAAUUAACGAAAAUUGAAGAAAUUUUGCAAAUGCCAAUUAAUAAAUUGAAUUUCCAAAGUCUAAUGAAAUUAAUGAACAAUAUAACUGACUAUAGUACUCAAAAAUAUGAAUCUAGCAAUACAAAAACUGGUAAUGCCAUUGCCGUGGUAUCUUCAGAAGAUGAAGAUGACACUCAAGAUCAACCUGAACUUGACUUCCAGGAACAUCACACAAAUAUCGAUACCAAAUUUAUCACAAAAAAAGAUAUAGGAAGAAAUGAAACUACUGAUUCUCAUGUACUCAAUUCCUCAAAGAGUAAUAUAAUAUUAGGCACAACAAAUUAUAAAAUAUUUUCAGAUACGAAAAUUUAUGAUGUCAACCCUAAUUAUCUUUAUAAUAUUAUCUUCUCCAGUAACCUGAAGAACCCUCACAAAGCUACUAUGCCAAAUUUUGAAAAUAUAAUUGAGCUGCUUUCAAGUGAACAUCUUACCGCAUCAGCUCUAUCAAAAUCGUUAAAAGCACAUAAAAUUGAUAUUUCUGAUGAGCUAAUUGAUAAUAUGAUCUUAAACAAGGAUAAGUUAAAAUGGGGGUUAUUAUUGUCGAAAUCGAAUGACAGCGACAAAGACAAAAUUAUAGAGGAAAUGAAAAAUAACAACUUAUUACCAUUAAUUGAUGAAUAUUUAAAUUAUUUCACCGGAAAAGUCAAAAGAAAAUUAGAACCAUCUAAUCAAACUGGAUACAAUGAUAGUGAUGACGAUACAUUUACACCAAAAAGAGCAAAAACACUCUCUAAAUCUUUGCAAUAUUUAAAUUUAGAAGAAUUUCAGAAGUACAAUAGAAUUUCAGACGUUUCAGCAAAUAAAAUUGUAUUGCCAAAUGGUUCUUUUAAAAGAGUAAAACCUAAAUAUGAAGAGAUACAUAUCCCACCGCUAAAACAGGUCUUGCUUGAUUAUACUCUGAUUAAUAUCACAGAUCUUCCUAAAUGGGCCCAAUCUGCAUUCCCACCAAAUGAAAUCGAGGUUUUGAACGCUAUACAGAGUAAGGUAUAUGGUGCUGCCUUUGAAACCGACGAAAACAUGCUGGUAUGCGCUCCUACUGGUGCGGGUAAGACAAAUAUUGCGCUUCUAGCUAUAUUAAGAUGCAUUUCUAAGCAUUUUAGUACAUCAAAGGAAACAUUACAACUCAACAAUUUUAAAAUCGUAUUUAUUGCUCCUUUGAAGGCACUAGUACAAGAGCAGGUAAGAGAAUUCCAAAGACGUCUAUCCCCAUAUGGCAUUAAAGUGUCCGAGUUAACUGGUGAUUCAAACUUAUCAAGAUCUCAAAUCAAUGAGACUCAAAUAUUAGUUUCAACACCUGAAAAAUGGGAUAUUAUCACCAGAAAAUCCAAUGAUUUAACAUACGUUAAUUUGGUUGAUUUGGUUAUAAUAGAUGAAGUACAUUUAUUACACGAUCCAAGAGGACCUGUGAUCGAAUCCAUUGUGUCUAGGUCGUUGAUAGAUGCAAACAUAAAGAAUCCGAGAAUAAUGGCUAUGUCUGCAACAUUACCUAAUUAUAAAGAUGUUGCAAAGUUCUUAAGAGUAAAAGAACCUUAUCUAUUCUAUUUUGAUUCCACUUUUCGUCCAUGUCCAUUAUCUCAACAAUUUUGUGGGAUUACAGAGAAGAGCUCUAUCAAAAAAAUUAGCGCAAUGAAUGAAGUUUGCUAUGACAAAGUAUUAGAAUCUGUCACAGAAGGACAUCAAGUAAUUGUAUUUGUUCAUUCUAGGAAAGAUACUCAUAGAACUGCAGAAUAUUUAAAGAAAGAGUUUUUAAAGAAUCAUCUUCUAGAUAAAAUUAAGAAACCUGAUGCCGGUUCAAAAGAAAUAUUGAGAAAAGAAACUGAAACUAUUAAAAAUUCAAAACUAAAAGAUCUAUGUACCUUUGGUAUCGGUAUACAUCAUGCUGGGCUAGAUAGAAGCGAUAGAUCACUUUCUGAAGAUUUGUUUGCGGAUGGGCUAUUACAAGUUCUAGUUUCAACUGCUACGCUUGCAUGGGGUGUUAAUUUACCUGCACAUACCGUUAUCAUAAAAGGCACAGAGGUUUAUUCACCGGAAACUAGUAAAUGGGAAAAAUUAUCAGCUCAAGAUGUUCUUCAGAUGUUAGGUAGAGCUGGUAGACCUAGAUACGAUACUCAUGGGAAAGGUAUCAUUAUAACUAAUCAAACCGAUAUUAAAUAUUACCUUGCUGUUUUAACAAAUCAGUUAUCAAUUCAAUCUUAUUUAUCUGAAAAGUUAGUCGAUUGCCUGAAUGCUGAGAUUGUUCUGGGUAAUGUUAUAAAUAUAAAUGAUGCAAAAAACUGGUUCCAACAUACGUUCCUUUAUAUUCGCAUGUUGGUAUCUCCAAAAACGUAUAACAUUCCAAACUUGGAGAAUUUUGAUUCAUUUAUGUUUUCUUUAAUGCAUACUUGUUUUAGAAUUCUUCACGAUGGUAAACUUGUGGUUUACAAUGACAAGGAAUUGACAGUGGAAAGCACAGAAUUGGGUAAAAUUGCAUCACAUUAUUAUAUCGAUCAUGAAUCGAUAAAAUUAUAUUAUGAUAAUAUUAAUAGUAAUAUGGACACCUCAGAAUUGUUACAAACAUUCUCUCUUUCUAGUGAGUUUAAAUUUGUUUCAGUUAGAACAGAAGAACGGAAAGAAUUGAUGACGUUAAAAUCUAGAUCACCAUUCCCGAUACCUGAGUCAAUGGAUGAGAAUUCCACUAAAAUAAUUAUACUGCUACAGUCAUAUAUAUCAAGGAUACAAUUUGAAGGGCUAGCUUUAAAUGCCGAUAUGACUUUUAUUAUUCAAAAUGCAGGACGUUUAAUGAAGGCAAUAUAUGAAAUAUGUUUAUAUAAAAACUAUGCCAGACAAACGAAAACUGCAAUCUCGUUAUGCAAAUGCAUCGAUAACCGCAUGUGGUCGGCUAAUUCACCUUUGCGCCAAUUCAAAGGUUGUCCCAAUGAGGUUAUCAAGAGAACCGAAGCCUCAUAUACCCAAUGGGAUGAUUAUUUGAAAAUACAGUCACCGAGUGAGGUCGGUAAAGCUAUCAGAUCAGAAAAGAAUGGUAAGUUAAUAUAUGAUCUUCUUAGACGAUUUCCUAAAGUCCAAUUAGAAUGUCAAGUCCAAACCAUAACACCAACUAUUUUUCUUUUCGAUUUAACUUUUACACCAACAUGGAUAUGGGAUAGUCGUUAUCACAAAACAUCCGAACCGUUUAUUAUUAUUGUGGAGGACUCCGAUGGGAAAGAGAUUUUGUAUUCAAAUUAUAUCUUAAUCAAUAAAAACGAAUUGGGCCAGGACCAUAUGUUAAGUUUCACUUUAGAGCUACCAAAAAAUAAUAAUUCUCAAGUUCCACCUAAUAUAUUCAUAAAUAUUAUCUCAGAAAAAUGGAUUAAAUCAUCUGAAACACUUUCAGUUUCAUUAGCAAAAUUGAUAAAACCGAGGAAGUUUACAGCACCAAUGAAAGCAAACGAUAUUGAAUUAGUCUUUACUUCAAGGUUACAAGUACCAGAAUUCUCAAAUGUAUUUAACUUUGAUAAAUUUGACUUCCAUAUAAGUUCAUGUUUUGAUGUUUUAUAUAAUUCCAACGACAAUAUUUUUAUUAGUCGUACUGAAAAUCCACAAGAUUCCACAGGUCCUGAGUUAGCUUUAUUGAACCAUUGGCGACAGAAUAAAGGAAGGGCGAUAUAUAUUCACCCAAGUCAAACACAUAUUGAUCAUUUAGUUAAUGUUUGGCAAGGAAAAUUCUCAAAAAUUGCUGAAGGUCAGGUCAUUCAAAAAUUAACCGAAGAUGUUUCAAUAAAUAUUAAAUUAUUGGCACAAAGUCACCUCAUUUUAGGGACCCCUGAACAAUUAAAUUUUCUUUCAAGAAAAUGGCCAACACGAAAAAAUUUACAAUUGGUUGAACUAUUAAUUUAUGAUGGUCUUCAAAACGUUCGCAAUUCUAUUACUGGGUCAGUAUAUGAAAUUUUAAUCUCAAGAAUGAAUUUAAUGAUUGCACAAUUGGAGAAGGAUAUAAGAAUAGUAGGGUUUUCAUCACCAAUUGCUAAUAGCCGUGAUUUUGCAGACUUUAUUGGAGUUAAUAAAAAAUUUAUGUACAAUUUCUCACCUCAAGACAGGAUAGAGCAAUUGAAUGUUGAGUUUAUUACUCAUAAUAAUAUGGGGUUUAAAACGCCUUCUAACUUAUCAAGAAGACAAGCUUUUGAUUAUAUUUUAUAUAACGGAAAACCUAGAAACUAUUCCAUUAUAUAUACCCAAUCUAGGAAAGAAUGUUAUAAAGUGGCACGACAAUUCGUUUCUUAUCUAUCAUAUCAAAAUACACAGUCAAUUGAUAAACCUAAUGUUAGUUCUGAUGAAGGUAUCAAACAUAUUAGCGACCCUUCAACGAAAAGUGCAUUAGAUGCAGGAAUUGGGAUAAUUUAUGAAGGAAUGCCAAUCGCGAAUUUAGACACUAUCUUAAAAUUAUAUAAUGAUGGUAAUAUUUCUACUUUAUUAAUACCAUUUGAAAGUGUUAAAAUUGCACCGAAAUCAAAUAUUACUAUAAUUUUGGACACUGAAUACUAUGAUGAGCAACACCGAUGCUAUUAUGAUUGCAAUAUUGAUAAUGUUAAUGAAAUGAUCUCACAUACAGUAGGCAACACAGAUACCCAUAUGGGAAUCGUUCUAAUUUUUACAAAUUCCUAUAGAAAAGAAUAUUACCAAAAAUUCAUUACCGAACCUGUUCCUGUUGAAAGCAGCUUACUGAACAAUAUACAUGAUUAUAUUUUAAAUGAGAUAUGCACGUCUAUUAUUGAGAAUAAACAAGAUUGUAUGGAUCUUUUAACAUAUUCUCUGUUUUACCGAAGGUUGCAUGCAAACCCCAGUUAUUAUGGUCUAUCUGAUGUUUCUGCAGAGGGAAUUUCCCAGUUCUUAACAACUUUAGUAAAUGAUGUUAUUGCUGAUUUAAUCAAUUGUUCUUUGAUAUCUCCGGUCAGUAGACCUGAUGCCGAUACUAUAAAUGAAGACAGAGAUGAGGAAGGUAUUAAUAACGAUGAAAAUUUCAUUAUUUUACCAUUCUCGAAUGUGCUUGUCAAAUAUAAUAUUUCUUUCUACACAAUGAAAUACUUCUUGAAUAAUUUGACUAGUGCUUCCACCUUAAAGGAUAUACUUUUAUUAUUAUCGAAUUCAAGAGAAUUCGAUACAGUUCCACUCAGAGAAGGUGAUUUAUCAUACCUACAGAAUUUAGAAAAACGAUUACCAUUGAAAUUUACUGGAAAUAUUCAUAAUGAUCCGAGGAAAUUUAAAUUAUUUAUUUUAUUUCAGUCAUAUUUUAGUAGAAUUUCACUUUCUACUGAACUUAAAAACGAUUUACAUGCUGUAUUAAAACAUGUAUGUAAUUUGACUGCCACGGUGGUUGAUAUUCUGGCAGGUAAUGGGUGGUUAAACUCUACGACAGCAAUGGAUUUAUUGCAAAUGUUUGUUCAAGGUGUUUGGGACACAGAUAAUUCUUUGAAACAGAUUCCAUUGUUUGAUAAGGAUAUAUUAAGUAAAUGUGCCGUCAAGGGUGUAGACAGUGUUUAUGAUUUUAUGGCAUUAGAAGAUGAAGAUAGAGAAGAAAUAUUAAGUAUUGAUAACAUUGAACUUAACAAAAUCGCAAAUUUUGUGAAUAAUUACCCUAAUAUUGAAUUAAAGUAUCAAAUAGAAAACAUCAACAGGAUAGAAAUGAACUCAAUUAAAGAAAUAAUGGUAACAAUCUCAAGGGAUGAAGAACCUGAAUCAACAUUGGUGAUAUCGGAGAAAUAUCCUUACGAUAAGAUAGAGAAUUGGUGGCUAGUACUCGGGGAAUGUGAUACUAGAGAACUGUAUGCUAUAAGAAAAGUGACGCUAUCUAAAGAAAGCCAAAGUUUCAAAUUACCAUUUUCUUUAGAUAGGCAGGGAACUCACAAAUUAACAUUAUUUUGUGUCUGUGAUUCUUAUCUAGAUGCCGACAAAGAAGUGUCUUUCGAUGUCACAGUUGCUUGA